AUGUCAGUUGAAACAAAGGAGAGGAUUAUAAAACUUCUUCAAGAAGGUAAAUCAUCACGGAAUGUUGCAAAAGUUGUUGGUUGUUCCCAGUCAGCUGUGUCUAAAACCUGGACCAAGUACACGUCAAAUGGGAAGGUGGUUAAAGGGAAGCGUACUGGUAGACCAAGGAAGACAUCAAAGUGUCAAGAUAGAAAACUUAAAGCCAUAUGCCUCAAUCCAAUUGAAAAUCUAUGAUGGAAAUUAACAAAAAUGGUCCAUGACAAGGCUCCAACAUGCACAACUGAUCUGGCAACUGCAAUAAGAGAAAGUUGGAGU
This is a messenger RNA of Staurois parvus, 315 nucleotides long. Lineage: Eukaryota; Metazoa; Chordata; Amphibia; Anura; Ranidae. The record is from the annotation of a GenBank genome assembly.